AUGUCUUAUAGUACUCGUCCAAAUUUCUUUGUUGUUAAUUUUAAAAUAAUCCUCGUUGCCAUCGUUGUAACUGUUGCUGCACAGGAGCAUCAUGAGCACCACCACCACGCCUCCUCCUCACAGAACAUCAAGCAAUACCACGGGAAAGCCACUGAGAAACACGUCGAGUACUAUUCCCACCCUAAGUACGAGUUCGCGUACAAAGUGGAGGACCCUCACACCGGUGACAAGAAGUACCAACACGAGGCGCGCGACGGUGACGUCGUGAAGGGCGUGUACAGUCUUCACGAGCCCGACGGUACUGUCAGGAUCGUGGAGUACCAUGCUGACAAGAAGACUGGAUUCAACGCUAACGUCAAGCGUGAGGGUCAUGCCAAACACAUUGUUCCUGAACACCACCACUGAUUCCAAAUGUUAUUUUACCGUUAUCAUCAUGCACCUAAUUGUAAU
Spodoptera litura is the source of this 450-nucleotide messenger RNA. Lineage: Eukaryota; Metazoa; Arthropoda; Insecta; Lepidoptera; Noctuidae. The record is from RefSeq and is a predicted model, not a curated record.